UGUCAUCCACAUCUCCGCAAUCUCAUCCACCACAGACCUUCCUCCACCACAGACCGCAUCUCCUCAGCUGCCGCCGUCGCGCCCCCAUCUCCUCCUCCUCCUCCACCGACCGCCGCGCCCCUCCAUCAACUGCCACACCCUCGUCUCCUCCCUCCACCAACUGCCGCGGCAGACACGCUCCUCCUCCGUCAGCCAAACCGAUCGUGCCUCCCUCCUCCACCUCCGACUGUGCCUCCCUCCCCAGAUCCCUCCGCACCGUCGACCUCUCUCGCGGAUGAGGAGGCGCAACGGCCCCCUCCCCUCCAUCCGUCUCCAGCCGGCGCCCCCUCCCUCCCGGCGUAGGUAGUGGCGAAUCCGCUGCGGGUGGCCUAGGCUCGACCUCCUGGCGCGGGCGCCGGCAGCAUAGGCAUGGGGGCGCCCGGCGCAUCGCACGACGGCGACGUGGCUAACUCAAGCACCUCCAGAAGGAGUGGCACACGCUAUGCAAGGAGCCGCUGCUGCAGAUCGUGGCUCGCCCGCUUCCCAACGAUAUAUUGGAGUGGCACUAUGUUCUUGAAGGAAGUAAAGGCAUACCCUUUGAAGGCUAACAAAGAUGGGGGACAAAUUGUAGAGGUUGCUGCUACAACAAACAUGGGUGAAGAAAAUGAAAACCAAGAUAGCAGCCCACCACAAACACAACUUGUAGCUACCACAGCGGCAGAUGCGGAGACAGAGUCAAGAUGGAGGCGAUGUCAACGUUCAGACUUACAACAAUUUGUUAAUACACCCGUACCUGAAGUCGAUCCAGUCACAAGUAACAGCCAAUGGGAUUUCUCAAUGCAUGUUCCCCAACGAUCCUUAACUCCUGAUGGUCAACUGCUCAGCCUAUUACACCAAAUAGCAGAAGUUGCUCUCGACAUCAAAGAAGCAUCAGAGACGGUUCUUCAGCAUAAGGAGGAUUGCAUUGAGCUUGAUAAACGUGUGAGUAGAGUCAGUGCCCUCCUGUCGAAGCUCAAGAAUACGGAGAUGGUGGAGAAACAAGCCAUGAAAAACGAACUGAAGAAGCUCCUUCAGACUUUUCCGUCGUGGCCACACACUCGUCAUGAUCUGCCAGAGAAGCGGCAUUGUCACCAUGUUCGUUUGCAGCCCGCCUUGCACGCUAUCCAAACAGCUAAGCGCAUUAUUGGAUCAACUGGUGCCUCACGUGAAUGCUAUAAUUGCAGUCAUUGUCAAUAGCACCCUCCGCCCCCAAAGGUACCACCUACUUACCUUCGGACAGAUUAGUCAAUCCUCUGCUUGAAGGGACCAGACACCAUAAGAAAAACUUGCUGGUUCCUGACUUUCGAAACAAAAAAAUCCCCAAAUUGUUAUC
Molecule: messenger RNA, 1351 nt
Organism: Setaria italica (foxtail millet)
Lineage: Eukaryota; Viridiplantae; Streptophyta; Magnoliopsida; Poales; Poaceae
Exons: 8
Coding region: 409-1215 (268 amino acids)
Biological process (GO): cell surface receptor signaling pathway
Source: RefSeq, a predicted model, not a curated record